This is a messenger RNA of Aphis gossypii (cotton aphid), 1851 nucleotides long. RefSeq lists its product as uncharacterized. The transcript has 4 exons. NCBI's taxonomy places the organism in Eukaryota, Metazoa, Arthropoda, Insecta, Hemiptera, Aphididae. The record is from RefSeq and is a predicted model, not a curated record. The coding region runs from base 388 to 726 and encodes 112 amino acids.
UGUUAAGUCCAAAAAUGUUAGUCAUAUGCUAUUAAAAUCUAAUCUAUUUGGAAGUUUGUAAUUUACACUAAUAUAAAUAUAAUACCUAUGUAAUUUACAUCACUAUAGGUAGCCGAAAAUAGUGUUUGUAAUUUGUAUCAAAAGAGUAGGUAUAUUUUAAUUAUAAAUAUUCAAUGUUAAUUUUGACGUUCUAUGCUGCAAAACAUACGGUUGAAGAUGGUGAUGAUGUGAUCGUUAUUGACAAUAUUUUGACGAGGACAUGGAUGAGGAUAAGGCGAUUUAUUCAGAAUAUAAUAUCAAUAAUCGUGUUGUUAAUAUUGAUUAUCUGAUAAAUAACCAAACGCACAAGAAGGACGAACAUAACAAAUCUAAGACAAUAUUGACGCCAUGGUAUUGCGACAUGAAUACAUGAUUCCUGCUGGAUAUUAUUAUACGAAUGACGAACAGUUCAUAGCCCAUAUAAAAGCAAUCUGGUCUGACAAUAUAAUUGAUCUUACAGGAGAUGAUGAUAUAUCAAUCGCGACAAGCUCAGUCAACACAUGGAAUGCAUUCGGUUUAAUUAACAACCAGCAGUCUGUAUCCAUUGUCAUCGAUGAUGAUGAUGAUGACACGACAUCUUCAACCAGCUAUGCAACAGAAAUAAACACACUUGAAAAAUCAUCUUCUGAUGAAUCUAUUGAUAUCAUCAAUUCAGAUGAUGAUUCCAGCUGCACAGAUGAUGACUGACAUCUUGAUAACUAGGCACCUAAUCGGAUCUGGUAUUGUAUUUUUUUUUUAAUCUAUUAAGUUGAUUAAUAAUUAUUCCUAUGCAUCCUCAAUAGGUACAGUAUAGGUACAUACAGUACACGCUCUUAAAAUAAUAUAUAAUUUAAUUAAUAAUAAUUGUAUUAAUGGUAUAAGUACCAUUAAUAUUGUUUUUGCAAUAUUAUUCAACCAACAAUUUAAAGUAAUGUUUGAAUACCUAUGUACUAUUUUUGAUCAAGUUUAUUUAUGAAUUGCAUAGCAAACUUCUUCAAAGUUUUUAAAUUCCCAUGAAUUUAACUUUUUUAAUUUUAAAUUAAAAUUGUUUAAUUCAUAUUUAUAUCAUAAUCUUUUUAGCUACCUUCUCAAUAUUGACAUUUAAUGCCCAAAUAAUUGUAGCACCUCUUAAGAUUUUUAAUACCUGUAUGAAGUAUUCUCUUUAAACUGAUAGCUUAAUUUUGCACCUGGUUAAAGUUAUGUAUGUAAAUAUUUCAAAAACUGUAAAAAAAAAAAAAAAAAAAUCAGAUUGUAAAAAAUUAUUAAAUUCUGAGUGAAGCGAUAAUAGUUAUAUUAAUUUUACAAUGAUAUUGUUUUUUUCUGCCUGUCAUCAGUGAUAACUUAUUAUCUUUUGGUCUUUGGGACAGUAAAAAUGCUUCAAUUUAAACUUUAGGAGUAUUUUUUAUAUCAGAAGUAUAAAAUUCUCAGUGUUAUUCUUUAUUAUAAGGAUAAAAUAUAUAAUACAAUUUAAGAAAAACCAGAGAGUUUUAGUCAAAACCAGUUUUUGGCAAAGUUGAUUUUCUUAUUUUCUUAUAAUUUAAAAAUAAAUAACCAAAGAAACUUGGAAUAUUCAUCAAAUAUUUAUACUUUCAUUUUAUAUCUAUGAUAUAAUUUUCAACAUAUUUUAACUAUUUUAUAGAUAGGUACCUAAUUUAUAUUUUUUCUUUUUUUUAAUUGUCAAUAAAAAUUAUACUACCUACAUAUAAAACAUCCUAGAUUAAUAGAUCGUCUUCAAUCAAAAUGUUUUAUUGUAUACAAUGAUGUAUCAUUGAAAUCUAUAGACCUUAUACUCUAUGUUAUGGUCUAUGUUGAAAUCAAAAUUCAAUGCAUUCC